UCCCAAAUCUCACAUCAAACAACAUCAGAAAGGAAUCAGACAGAGUCGUACCUCACUUCCCACAAUCCGCCAUGACCGAUCCUCUGAGGUUACUCCACCUCCGGACCACUUCCCAGAUCCUUAAACGAACCACCACCCAUUUCUUUUCCAACCUCUUCACAUUCCUCCUCCUCUCCUUUCUUCUCUUCUCCUUCCGCUCCCUCGUUGAGUCCGGCUCCAUCUUCCUUACCUCCGUUAUCGACCGUGACCCUUCCAUCAAGUCCCUCCUUUCCCGCCUUGACCUCCACCCCAACCAUCCCCACGAGCGUUCACAGCCCUCUCGGCGCCAGACGCGCCGCCCCUUCCUCCACCUCACCCGGGUGGGUACCCUUGAUGAUGACCUCUUCUCCUCCGACGAUGACCACCGUGAUCGUUCCCUCUUCGGUUUCCUACCUAACCCUCCUAGCAAUGGGACCCCCAUGGUCCUCUCCAACUUCGAUCCCAAAUUGGGGUUUUCCAAUUUUGUCACCGACAACGGAAUUUUUCUUCCUGAGGUAGUUCGCUACGGGGUCAAAUUUAAAACGGCGCCUUUUGACAACAUUCAGCAGAAACUCGAUCUUGACGGAGAGCAGGAGCAGGAGCAGGAACAGGGGCAGAAUAGUGAUGGGCAAGAAUCGGACAGGAUUGUCGAUUUUCAGUUCUUUAUCAAGGGCUUGGAGCUGGGUCGACGUGAUGCGGCUGCUUUGUUCUUUCUUGUGAGCGUCAUGUCGGCUGCUUACGGGUGGGUGAUUCUAGGCUUCACUGCUAUAUAUUCGUGGGUUAUGGGCGUCAUUUUUGUUACUGUCGUGAACGAUUUGAUUGGGGGGUUUGUUUCGUUCUUUGGAGCUGUCUGGGACGGGUCUAGAUUGGGUCUCAAGAGGCUCGGUGGCUUCAUCUUGAUGCGGUGGGCGGUGAGAGAUGCAUUGACGCAACUUCUUGGAUUGUGGUAUUUCGGCGAGGUUGAGGAUCAGUACUCGUUUUUCAAACUGUUUGUGAGGUUGAAGUUGAUGCCUUUUUCUGUCAUGUCCCCUUGGAUUCGGGGUUUUGAGAGGGAAAUUUCGGGGUUCUUGCUUACAUGGUUCUUGUUGGAUACCUUGGUGGCGUUUAUCUUCUCACUUGAUGCUUGGAUUGCCAUUGUGGAUUCUAGGAGAAGUGGAAGGGAGAUUGUGAAGGAGGGCUGUUAUUUGCUGUCCACAAUGUUAAAUCCAGCGAUACAGAUCAAGUUUUAUGAAGCUAUAUUAGGAGGGUCUCUUGCAAGAGGGGUAUUGACACGAAUUGGUGGGGAUUCUUUCGCAGCUGUUUGCCAGGCAGCUUUUGAGGUAUACUUCAUUGUGGCUUGGUUGAUAUUUUACUUUGCAGCUCGGUGUACGGAUGCUAAUGCAGAGGCGAGAACGUUUGGGAGAAGAGAAUUGGAGGUCGUGAUUGAGGGCCUCAGAUGAUACUCACUAGGAUUGGGGUGACAGUUUUUAUGGCAGGUAGAAUUAUCAAUUGCGAUAAUACAGAAGAUAGCAGUAAUCUUUCAUCGCACUCCAAUCUUCCUGUUUUGCAGUCCUGGCAAUGCUAUACCGCCAUUGUUUGGUAUAAGCACCUACGAUGUGUUGUAUGUACUUUACCAUGAGGCAAUAUACUACUUGUGUAUAUUUUCACAACAUUGUUUCUUGUGAAUAUUUUGUUUCAUUAUUGUUUUCAAUGCCCUGACGUAACUUUCCCUGGCAAUAUGAAUCUAG
Molecule: messenger RNA, 1745 nt
Organism: Rubroshorea leprosula
Lineage: Eukaryota; Viridiplantae; Streptophyta; Magnoliopsida; Malvales; Dipterocarpaceae
Source: the annotation of a GenBank genome assembly